CAAAUGGAAGAUAAAGUAUGUAUUAUAACAGGUGCAAAUGAAGGUAUUGGAAGGGAGACUGCCAAGAGGAUGGCUGCUCACAACAUGCGUGUAAUAUUGGCUUGCAGAAACAUUGAGAAGGCUGAAGUUGCCAAACAAAUGAUCAUUGAUGAGACCAACAAUGAUAAGAUUCAAUGUAUGAAACUGGACCUCAAUUCAUUAGACUCGGUCAGAGAAUUCGUCCAAAACUUCAAGAACAUGAACUUGCCAUUGAACUACUUGAUAAACAAUGCUGGAAAGUAUGGUGGACCUUAUGAACUGACAGAGGAUGGCUUUGAGUCACAGUUUGGUGUCAAUCAUUUGGGUCCAUUCUUGUUGACAAACUUGUUGCUCAGUACAUUGGAAGCGAGUGACAAUCCAAGGAUAGUGAUCCUGACCUCCCGUCUUCACUUCCAUGCCAAGCUCGACCUUGACCGUCUAUCAGUCGACCCAAAGGACUAUGGCGCCAAAUCUGCCUACUCCCAAUCAAAGUUAUGCAACAUGCUCUUUACCAAUGAGCUACAGAGACGACUUGAUGCCAAGGGUUCAAAGAUCGUGGUCAACGCAAUGCAUCCUGGACUCGUGCUCACAAACAUUCUCCACAGCUAUCCCUUCCUCAACAAAUAUGUAAUCCCAUUGUUCUCAUUCAUGUUCACCAAGGUUACUGUGAGUGCUGAGGUAUCCGAGGCUUUGGCCCUGGGUACCGCGCCACAUCUCCAAGGUGUCAAGGGCAAGUUCUUCAACAUCAAAGAGGAGCAACCGUCCAGCCCCUUCUCACGCGAUCCAGAGAAUGCUCGACAAGUCUGGGAGACCUCUUGUGAGAUGGUCAAGAUACCAGUCGACAUCCAACUA
Molecule: messenger RNA, 870 nt
Organism: Acytostelium subglobosum LB1
Lineage: Eukaryota; Evosea; Eumycetozoa; Acytosteliales; Acytosteliaceae
Exons: 3
Source: RefSeq, a predicted model, not a curated record